AUGGACACCCUCGCCAAGUACGCUGUAGUUCAAGUGAGCGCCACGCGCGUCCGCCGUGCGGAGGAGAAGGAUGCAGAAGGAGGCGGUAAGACGAAGGGAGCGAAGAAGGCGACGAGGAAGAUAGAUGUCAAGCACGCGACGGAAAUGGAGAUCGCACAGUCCAAGGAGGCUCCCAGCGCUGUGUCAGCUGCGGUGGGCGUGCCCAUAGAUGCCGCUGAAGUGAAAGAGACGGCGCAGAACAGCCAACCUGCGAGCAUAGCGGACGCGGCCAAGGACACGGAAGGCAAAGCGAAGACGACUGCCGAUUUUGUGCCAGUGAUGGUAGAGGAGGUUCUGUCUGACAUGCUGAAUGUUGUUGCUGGAUGGCCUUGA
Phytophthora sojae is the source of this 372-nucleotide messenger RNA. RefSeq lists its product as hypothetical. The coding region runs from base 1 to 372 and encodes 123 amino acids. The transcript has 2 exons. NCBI's taxonomy places the organism in Eukaryota, Oomycota, Peronosporomycetes, Peronosporales, Peronosporaceae. The record is from RefSeq and is a predicted model, not a curated record.